CCUCCUCGCAGGUAGUUGUUUGGCUUCGGACUCGUUUAAUGGUUGCACCGUAACAUCAGCUAGCAUUCCAAUGACUAACUUGGCUGUCUAACAGAUUGCUUUUCUUCAACAUCUUUUUCUGCUUCAUAAUUCAGGACGCAACAUGGAUAACAAUCAAGAGUCCAAAGACGGCACUGAUCGAUCUGACCUGGUGUCUGAGGACGGGAAGAACACCAAGUCUGUUCUGUGUCAGCGGUGCGGGUCCAAGGUGCUGUGUCCUGGGAUGGCCGUGUUCACAGAAAACGAACUGUUCCUACCAUCCAUGCGGAAAAAGAGCGGCCUCAGCAACGCCGAGGCCUCAGUCGACGGUGACACUCUGACCUCUCACUGGUUAGUGGAUGACAUGUUCAGUUUUGAGAACGUGGGCUUCACGAAAGACGUGGGCAGAAUCAAGUAUCUCAUCUGUGCAGAUUGUGAGAUCGGACCAAUCGGAUGGCACUGUUUGGACGACAAGAAACAAUUUUACGUUGCUUUGGACAGAGUGAAUCAUGAAUAAUGCUGGAGCAGACAUAAGCCCUAAAGGACUUCAGAAAUGCUUUGACCAGCUAUGCAUUCUUUUGUGGAUUUGCCCCAAUGAAUUGACCCUUAAUCGAUCCAUCAUAAACACACUUAAUGGAACUGCUAUGUGUAAACCAUUUGUAAUAAUAAGGUUGUGCCACAUUCAUUGCUAUCUGUCAGACAUCAUUGUCCUAAGACUAACUAAUCUUGACUCACUAAUAUUAAAAUAAGUUUUGAAAGUUUUUCUUUUCUUGCAGCUGUUUCCUGGAUGAAAUAAAGUCAUCAGAUUUUAUUGCUUAUAACAUUAA
Girardinichthys multiradiatus is the source of this 845-nucleotide messenger RNA. RefSeq names its product RAB interacting factor (gene rabif). Gene Ontology annotation, molecular function: guanyl-nucleotide exchange factor activity; zinc ion binding. Lineage: Eukaryota; Metazoa; Chordata; Actinopteri; Cyprinodontiformes; Goodeidae. Gene Ontology annotation, biological process: small GTPase-mediated signal transduction; post-Golgi vesicle-mediated transport. Bases 143 to 535 code for a protein of 130 amino acids. The record is from RefSeq and is a predicted model, not a curated record. Gene Ontology annotation, cellular component: cytosol; membrane. The transcript is spliced from 3 exons.